AUAUGGAUCUUCUUGGAGCGAUUGCACCGAGAAGAUCACCAAGAUCAUUGAUUACGAUGAGCAGCAGAGUCGAAGCAGUGACGGAGUCGCCGUGGCUGGUGAGGCGAGCUUCGAGUGGGCAAAUCAAGAGCUUCGCCGCACUCUCCAGCAGCCUCCUGCCGGCGUUCGGAGCAGGCCUCGACGGCAACUAUCCCAGCCCCAAGAAAUACGUCAUUGCACCGUAUGAUCCUCGAUACAGGUGGUGGCAGAUGUUCUUGAUGGUGCUGGUGUUCUACUCCGCGUGGGCGUCGCCGUUCGAGCUGGCGUUCCAGCGGGUGGGCUUGGGGUCGCUCCUCGUCUUCGACCUCGUCGUCGACGUCUUCUUCGGGAUCGACAUCGCGGUAUCCUUCUCCGUCGCCUACUUCGACAGCUCCACCUACUUGCUGGUGGACGACCGGAGGAAGAUCGCCGGGAGGUACCUGACGUCGCCGGGGUUGGUCAUGGACGUGGCCUCCACCGUGCCGUUCCAGAUCAUAUACCGGAUCCUCACCGGGAAAAAGAACGGCGGAUCCGUCUUCGGCGUCGUCAGCCUGCUGCGCCUCUGGCGUCUCCGGCGAGCCAGCAAGCUGUUUGCCAGAUUGGAGAAAGAUAUCAGAUUCAGCUACUUCUGGACGAGAUAUGUGAAGCUCAUCUGCGUGACUCUGUUUGCGGUGCACUCGGCGGCCUGCGUCUACUUCUGGAUGGCAACGCACCACCACAACAAGGAGGAAACCUGGAUCGGCAAAUUGAUUCCGGACUUCGAGGAACGGAGUAUCUGGAUGGGCUACAUCUACGCCGUCUACUGGUCCAUCACCACCCUCACCACCGUCGGCUACGGCGACCUCCACGCCUGGAACACCGGCGAGAAGAUCUUCACCAUCUUCCUCAUGCUCUUCAACAUCGGCCUCACUGCCUACCUCAUCGGCAACAUGACCAACCUCAUCGUCCACUCCGCCACCCGCACCUUCAUCAUGAGAGACACCAUACAUCAAAUUUCACGAUUCGCGAGCAAGCACCGGCUGCCGGACGGCAUGCGAGAGCAGAUGAUGGCGCACCUGCAGCUCAAGUUCAAGACCAUGGAACUGCAACAGGAAGAGGUGAUCGCCGACCUGCCCAAAGCCAUCAGAUCGACCAUCGCGCAGCACCUCUUCCAGCGCACAGUCGAAGCAACGUACCUCUUCAAAGGAGUCUCCAAAGAGUUCAUAGUUCAGCUGGUUUCUGAGCUGAAAGCAGAGUACUUUCCUCCAAAAAUGGACAUCAUCAUAGAAAACGAAAUUCCAACCGAUUUAUACAUCAUUGUCUCUGGUGCAGUGGAUAUCUUGACAUCAAAGAAUGGAACUGAAAAGUUUCUGACGGCACUAGGUCCUGCUGAUGUUCUUGGAGAGAUUGGGGUGAUCUUCAACGUUCCACAGCCGUUUACGGUUCGUAGCAAGAGGCUCUGCCAAGUCGUCCGGAUAAGCCAUCGACACUUCAUGCAGAUCGCACAGCCAUACAGUGCUGAUGGGAAAAUGGUGUUCUCCAAUUUUAUUCAGUUCCUCAAGGAACUCGGCAAAGACUUAGUUGAAGAAGUACCAUUUGUGCCGGAUGUGUUGAGCCAAGUGAACGCAGAGGAUGAAGAACACCCGGAAGAAAGCGAAGAAGUUGAGCAUACAAUCUCCAAUGACAUGGAUGCUGAAGCCAAGAGAGUGACAAUUCAUGGGCAUCAUCCUGAUACAAGCAAGAGAGAAGAAACGGUUCUUGCAGGGAAACUCAUUUUUCUUCCUGAUUCAAUCAAAAAGCUACUGGAAGUGGCAGAGAGAUCAUUUGGGAUGCAGGCAAGCAAAGUUUUGUCAGCUGAUGGUGCUGAAAUCGAUGAGAUAUGCGCCAUCAGGGACGAUGAUCACUUGUUCAUAUGCCGAUGAGGAGAAAAGAACAAACACAAGCAGCAUCGAAGUACCGCAAUACUGAAUCUUGUUUUGUGUUGUGAUACAGUAUGGCCGUAUAUACAAUAUGGUAUAUAUAAAUUUGAUUAACAGGAGAAAUUUGCCGGAGAUAAAGUUGCAGAACUUGAAUUAUUGAAUUUCAAAUUCUGACUGAUUCAGGUGGCGUUUGAUUGAAGGAUUUAAGAAUGAGAAAAUGGAUUCAUUUUCAAAAUUUGUAUUUAAUUGAUAGGAAUGAAAUUUAAUCAAGAUUUUAGAAUGAAA
Zingiber officinale is the source of this 2201-nucleotide messenger RNA. RefSeq names its product potassium channel KAT4-like. Gene Ontology annotation, biological process: transmembrane transport; potassium ion transport. The record is from RefSeq and is a predicted model, not a curated record. Lineage: Eukaryota; Viridiplantae; Streptophyta; Magnoliopsida; Zingiberales; Zingiberaceae. Gene Ontology annotation, molecular function: voltage-gated potassium channel activity. Gene Ontology annotation, cellular component: membrane. The transcript is spliced from 11 exons. The coding region runs from base 3 to 1919 and encodes 638 amino acids.